AUGAGGGGCCGGCGGGGCAGGCCGCCCAAGCAGCCCGCGGCUCCCGCUGCGGAGCGCUGCGCCCCGGCCCCGCCGCCGCCGCCGCCGCCGCCGCCCACGUCCGGACCCAUCGGGGGGCUCCGCUCGCGGCACCGCGGCAGCAGUCGGGGCAGGUGGGCCGCCGCCCAGGCUGAGGUGGCGCCCAAGACGCGGCUGAGCUCGCCCAGGGGGGGCAGCAGUAGCCGGAGGAAGCCGCCGCCGCCGCCGCCGCCGCCGCCGCCGGCCCCCCCCAGCACCAGCGCCCCGGGCCGGGGGGGGCGAGGAGGCGGGGGCGGCAGGACAGGGGGCGGGGGCGGCGGCGGCCACCUGGCCCGGACCACCCCGGCCCGGAGGGCCGUCAACAAAGUGGUGUACGAUGACCACGAGAGCGAAGAGGAGGAGGAGGAGGAGGACAUGGUCUCGGAGGAGGAGGAGGAGGAGGAGGACGGCGACGCCGAGGAGACCCAGGAUUCCGAGGACGACGAGGAGGAUGAGAUGGAGGAGGACGACGAUGACUCCGACUAUCCGGAGGAGAUGGAAGACGACGACGACGACGACGCCAGUUACUGCACGGAAAGCAGCUUCAGGAGCCAUAGCACCUAUAGCAGCACUCCAGGUAGGCGAAAACCGAGAGUACAUCGGCCUCGUUCUCCAAUAUUGGAAGAAAAAGACAUCCCGCCCCUUGAAUUUCCCAAGUCCUCUGAGGAUUUAAUGGUGCCUAACGAGCAUAUAAUGAAUGUUAUUGCCAUUUAUGAGGUAUUGCGGAACUUUGGCACGGUUCUAAGGUUAUCUCCUUUUCGCUUCGAGGACUUCUGUGCAGCUCUGGUGAGUCAAGAGCAGUGCACACUUAUGGCAGAGAUGCACGUCGUGCUUUUGAAAGCUGUCUUGCGUGAAGAAGACACUUCCAAUACUACCUUUGGACCCGCUGAUCUGAAAGACAGCGUGAACUCCACGCUGUAUUUCAUCGAUGGCAUGACGUGGCCAGAGGUGCUGCGGGUGUACUGUGAGAGUGACAAGGAGUACCAUCACGUUCUUCCUUACCAGGAAGCGGAGGACUAUCCUUACGGACCAGUAGAGAACAAAAUCAAAGUCCUGCAGUUCUUAGUCGAUCAGUUUCUCACCACAAACAUCGCCCGUGAGGAGCUGAUGUCUGAAGGGGUGAUCCAGUAUGACGACCACUGUCGGGUCUGUCACAAACUCGGGGAUUUGCUUUGCUGCGAGACCUGCUCGGCGGUGUACCAUUUGGAAUGUGUGAAGCCGCCGCUCGAGGAGGUGCCGGAGGAUGAGUGGCAGUGUGAAGUCUGUGUAGCACAUAAGGUGCCUGGUGUGACUGACUGCGUUGCUGAAAUCCAAAAAAACAAACCCUAUAUUCGACAUGAACCUAUCGGAUAUGACAGAAGUCGGAGGAAAUACUGGUUCUUAAACCGAAGACUCAUAAUAGAAGAAGAUACAGAAAAUGAAAAUGAAAAGAAAAUUUGGUACUACAGCACAAAGGUCCAACUUGCAGAAUUAAUUGACUGUCUAGACAAAGAUUACUGGGAGGCAGAACUCUGCAAAAUUCUAGAAGAAAUGCGUGAAGAAAUCCACCGGCACAUGGACAUAACUGAAGACCUGACCAAUAAAGCUCGGGGCAGUAACAAAUCCUUUCUGGCGGCAGCUAAUGAAGAAAUUUUGGAAUCCAUAAGAGCCAAAAAGGGAGACAUUGAUAUUGUUAAAAGCCCAGAAGAAAUAGACAAGGACAAGAAUGAGACUGAAAAUAGUAACUCCAAAGAUGCUGAGAAAAGCAGAGAGGAGUUUGAAGACCAGAUUGUUGAAAAAGACAGUGAUGACAAACCACCAGAUGACGUCGAUCCUGAGCAAGGAAAAUCUGAGGAGCCAACAGAAGUUGGGGAUAAAGGUAACUCUGUGUCAGCAAAUCUUGGCGACAACACAACAAAUGCUUCUUCCGAAGAGACUGUUCCCUCUGAAGGGAGGAGUCCCAUGGGGUGUGUCUCAGAAACCCACGGUAGCAGCAACAUGGCAGAGAAGAAGGUGGCAUCUGAGCUCCCCCAGGACGUGCCAGAAGAACCUAGCAAGACAUGUGACAGCAAUAAGACUAGUGCUACCACUGCCUCCAUCCAGCCUGAUCUGGAGCACAGUAACAGCAGCAGUGAGCUAAACUCUUCCCAGAGUGAAUCUGCUAAGGCAGCUGAUGACCCUGAAAAUGGAGAAAGAGAAUCCCAUACACCUGUCUCUAUUCAAGAAGAGAUAGGUGAUUUCAAAUCAGAGAAGUCUAAUGGGGAAGUCAGUGAGUCUCCUGGAGGAGGAAGAGGAGCGUCUGGUUCAACUCGGAUUAUCACCAGGUUACGGAACCCAGACAGCAAACUGAGUCAGCUGAAGAGCCAGCAGGUGGCCGCCGCAGCCCAUGAAGCGAAUAAAUUGUUUAAGGAGGGGAAAGAGGUACUGGUAGUUAACUCUCAAGGAGAAAUUUCACGGUUGAGCACCAAAAAGGAGGUGGUCAUGAAGGGAAACAUCAACAAUUAUUUUAAGUUGGGUCAAGAGGGGAAGUAUCGCGUCUACCACAAUCAGUACUCCACCAAUUCAUUUGCUUUGAAUAAGCAUCAGCACAGAGAAGACCAUGAUAAGAGAAGACAUCUUGCACAUAAAUUCUGCCUGACUCCAGCUGGAGAGUUCAAAUGGAAUGGUUCUGUCCAUGGGUCCAAAGUUCUUACCAUAUCUACUCUGAGACUGACUAUCACCCAGUUGGAAAACAAUAUCCCUUCCUCCUUUCUUCAUCCCAAUUGGGCUUCGCACAGGGCAAAUUGGAUCAAGGCUGUUCAGAUGUGUAGCAAACCCAGAGAAUUUGCAUUGGCUUUAGCUAUUUUGGAGUGUGCGGUUAAGCCAGUUGUGAUGCUGCCAAUAUGGCGGGAAUCUUUAGGACAUACCAGGUUACAUAGAAUGACAUCAAUUGAAAGAGAAGAAAAGGAGAAAGUCAAAAAAAAGGAGAAAAAACAAGAAGAGGAAGAAACAAUGCAACAAGCUACAUGGGUAAAAUACACAUUUCCAGUUAAACAUCAGGUUUGGAAACAAAAAGGAGAGGAAUACCGAGUAACUGGAUACGGUGGUUGGAGCUGGAUUAGUAAAACUCAUGUUUAUAGGUUUGUUCCUAAAUUGCCAGGCAAUACCAAUGUGCAUUACAGAAAGUCAGUAGAAGGAGUUAAAAAUAACAUGGAUGAAAAUAUGGAUGAAUCAGAUAGAAGGAAAAGUCCACGAAGUCCAAAAAAGAUAAAAACAGAACCAGAUUCUGAGAAAGGCGAGGUAAAAGACUCUGAUGCUGCAAAAGGAUCAGACCAAAGUGAAAUGGACAUUUCAAAGGUUACUGAGAAGAAGGAUCAAGAUGUAAAAGAAGUUUUAGAUUCUGACAAUGAUAAAUCCUUUAAAGAAGAACCGAUGGAUAUAGAUGAUGAUGUGAAAACAGAGUCCCAUGUAAAUUGUCAGGAAAGCUCUCAAGUAGAUGUGGUCAAUGUCAGUGAGGGUUUUCAUCUAAGGACUAGUUAUAAAAAGAAAAUCAAAUCAUCCAAACUAGAUGGACUUCUGGAAAGGAGAAUUAAACAGUUUACACUGGAAGAAAAACAACGCCACGAAAAAAUGAAGUUGGAGGGUGGUAUUAAAGGUUCGGGAAAGACCCCUACAAGUUCUGUGAAAAGUCUGUCUGAGUCACCAGUCAUAACGAAAGUAAAAGAAGGAUGUCAGAGUGACUUGAUUACACAAGAACAGAGCUCUAACACAAGUAACGAUAAAUCCGAAGACUCAAUUCGGGAAUAUUCACAGAGUGAUUCCUCAAUUCUUGGAAUCAGUGACCCUGAUCAUACAGCAAACAAACUUUAUUCAAAAGAUCAAAUGUUAGAGGAUGUCUCCAUUCAGAGCACAGAGACACAAUGUCAAAAACAAAAUUCUAUUCGAAAUGACAUGGAUGAGGGUCUCUCUGACCCUGCCAGUGAAGGCCAGGAGCCCAGUAAGAUUAAAACAAAAGGAACUGAUUUUCUCAUUGAUGACUCUAAACUAGCCAGCACAGAUGAAAUUGGUACUUUGAUCUAUAAGAACAGAAAACCAUUCAUACAGGAAGAUAAUGACACCACUGUGUGUCCCUCCCAGAGCCCUGUGCUUCCAUCAGUACCUAAAAGUAGUGAUGAUAGAGAGAUCCCAUCUCUGUCAAAAACAAUAGACUUUGAAGGAAAACUGGGAUGUGACUCUGAAUAUAAUAGCACUUUGGAAAAUAGUUCUGAUACUAUGUCUGUUCAGGACAGCAGUGAAGAAGAUAUGAUUGUUCAAAAUAGCAAUGAAAGUAUUUCUGAACAGUUAAUAACUCAAGAACAAGGUAGUGAAGGCUUUGAACCACUGAAACGUGAAUUUGUUUCAGAUAAUACUACUGGAAGCUGUGAUGACAGGCUGCAGGGUAAGGUAAAUGAUGCAAAUGGUAGAAAGCUAAGUCAAGAUCAGAAAUUAGAGGAGAGACCACUUAAUAAAUGUAUUGAUCAAAACAGUCUGAAAAGUGUCACUGAUAAAAAGAAUAAUGAAAACCGAGAGUCUGAAAAGAAAGGACAGAAAGCAGGUACCUUUCAAAUAAAUGGAAAAGAUAAUAAACCUAAAGUAUAUUUGAAAGGUGAAUGCUUGAGAGACAUCUCUGAGAAUAAAAUAGGAAGUGGUGACGUUGAACCAAAGGUUAAUAAUAUAAAUAAAAUUAUUCCUGAAAAUGAUAUCAAGCCUUUGACUGUUAAAGAAUCUGCUGUAAAACCAUUCAUGAAUGGUGAUGUCAUCAUGGAAGAUUUUAAUGAAAAAAAUAACUUGGAAACAAAAUCACAUUUACUGAGGUCUUCGGAUGCUGAAGGUGACUACCAUGAUAGCCUGGAGACACUGCCAUCAACCAAAGAGUCUGAGAGCGCCCAGGCCACCAUGCCUCUGCCGUCUUGUCCAGAAGGCAGUUCAUCCAAUCAGGUAGAAGAUAUGGAAAUUGACACCUCCAAAGUUAAGAAAGUUACUUCGUCCCCUAUUACUUCUGGAGAGGAAUCUAACCUCAGUAAUGAUUUUAUUGAUGAAAAUGGCCUGUCCACCAACAAAGAUGAAAAUGUCAAUGGAGAACCUAGAAGAAAAACAGUCAUCACAGAAGUCACCACCACGACAUCCACAGUGGCCACAGAAUCAAAAACUGUAAUUAAGGUGGCGAAGGGUGAUAAGCAGACCGUGGUCUCUUCCACGGAAAACUGCGCCAAGUCGACCGUCAUGACCACCACGACAACAGUGACCAAGCUCUCCACACCCUCUGCAGGCAGUGACGUGGACAUCAUCUCUGUGAAGGAGCAGAGCAGAACUGUGGUCACCACAACAGUGACCGACUCGCUGACCACCGCAGGAGGCACCCUGGUAACGUCUAUGACCGUGAGCAAGGAAUAUUCCACCAGAGACAAAGUGAAACUCAUGAAGUUUUCAAGACCCAAGAAGACUCGUUCAGGUACAGCUCUGCCAUCAUACAGAAAGUUUAUCACCAAGAGCAGCAAGAAGAGCAUAUUUGUUUUGCCCAAUGAUGACCUAAAAAAAUUGGCCAGAAAAGGAGGAAUCCGAGAAGUCCCUUAUUUUAAUUACAAUGCAAAACCUGCCUUGGAUAUAUGGCCAUAUCCUUCUCCUAGACCAACCUUUGGUAUCACUUGGAGGUAUAGGCUUCAGACUGUGAAGUCCUUAGCUGGAGUGAGUCUCAUGUUACGGUUACUGUGGGCAAGUCUGAGAUGGGAUGACAUGGCAGCUAAGGCUCCUCCGGGAGGAGGGACCACACGGACAGAAACAUCAGAAACUGAAAUCACAACAACAGAAAUAAUUAAGAGGCGAGAUGUUGGUCCUUAUGGCAUUCGAUCUGAAUAUUGUAUCAGGAAAAUCAUUUGCCCCAUUGGAGUUCCAGAAGCACCAAAAGAAACACCUACACCUCAGAGGAAAGGCCUUCGAUCAAGUGCGUUGCGGCCGAAGAGACCAGAAACGCCCAAGCAAACUGGCCCUGUUAUUAUCGAAACCUGGGUGGCAGAGGAAGAGCUGGAAUUAUGGGAGAUCAGGGCAUUUGCUGAAAGAGUGGAGAAAGAAAAGGCACAAGCAGUUGAGCAACAGGCUAAGAAACGAUUGGAACAGCAGAAGCCUACAGUGAUUGCAGCUUCUACUACUUCCCCAACAAACAGUACAACUAGUACCAUCUCUCCAGCACAGAAAGUCAUGGUGGCCCCCAUAAGUGGCUCGGUCACAACCGGAACUAAAAUGGUACUAACUACUAAAGUUGGAUCUCCUGCUACAGUAACAUUCCAGCAGAACAAGAACUUUCAUCAAACCUUUGCCACCUGGGUUAAGCAAGGCCAGUCAAAUUCAGCCACCAGCACAGCUGCCACAUCUGCUACAACCAUUGCCAGCACAGGUCAGACGUUCCAAAUUACAGGCAAUCCAGUCACUAUGGCAGGAAAAGUAAUUACCAAACUUCCACUUCCUGCAAACAGCAAGAUUGUCGCUGUAAAUGUGCCAGCAACACAAGGAGGCGUUGUUCAAGUACAGCAGAAAGUCCUGGGUAUCAUUCCAUCGAGUACAGGUACAAGUCAGCAAACCUUUACUUCAUUCCAGCCCAGGACAGCAACAGUCACCAUUAGGCCCAAUACCUCAGGCUCUGGAGGAACCACAACCGCUUCCCAAGUCAUCACAGGGCCUCAGAUCCGCCCUGGUAUGACGGUGAUUAGAACUCCACUCCAGCAGUCAACACUAGGAAAGGCAAUUAUUCGAACACCUGUGAUGGUACAGCCAGGUGCUCCUCAGCAGGUGGUGACACAGAUCAUCAGAGGGCAGCCUGUUUCCACUGCAAUCUCUGCCCCUAGUACUGUUUCCUCCACACCUGCACAGAAGGGGUUAACUUCAGGAACAUCCACCCCGAGUCUGCAGCCUUCAACCUCACAGCCGCCUCGUCCCCAGCAAGGACAGGUGAAACUGACCAUGGCUCAGCUCACUCAGUUAACACAGGGCCACGGUGGCAAUCAAGGUUUGACAGUAGUCAUUCAAGGACAAGGUCAGACUACUGGGCAGUUGCAGUUGAUACCUCAAGGGGUGACUAUACUUCCGGGCCCAGGACAGCAGCUGAUGCAGGCUGCAAUGCCAAAUGGUACCGUUCAGCGAUUUCUCUUCACCCCGUUGGCAACCACAGCCGCCGCCACCAGCAGCACCACCACCACGGUCUCCACCACAGCAGCAGGUACAAGUGAACAAAGACAGAGUAAAUUAUCGUCCCCGACACAGGUGCAGCCAGCCAAAAGCCUGCCUCCAGCUCCGUCGAGCGUGAGUCCUCCAGAAGUCCAGCCUCAGCCUGCGCAGCCCGCUCAGCCUCCAGCUCAGCCUUCAGCUCAGCCCCAGCCCCAAACCCAGCCCCCAGCCCCAGCUCAGCCUGAAACUCAGACUCAGCCUGAAGUUCAGACCCAAACAACUGUGGCCUCCCAUGUCCCUCCUGAAGCACAGCCCACCCAAGCACAGUCCUCCAAACCCCAGGUUGCAGGACAGUGUCCGCCUCAGAGUAAUGUCCAAGGACAGUCUCCUGUUCGCGUCCAGAGCCCACCACAGACUCGAGUACGUCCAUCGACGCCAUCCCAAGUGUCUCCCGGACAGCAGGCCCAGGGUCAGACUACAGCUUCCCAACCGAUUCCAAUCCAGCCACAUACAUCUCUUCCGACACCUUCCCAGGGCCAGCCACAGUCACAACCCCAGGUACAGUCUUCAACUCAAACUCUUUCACCAGGACAAGCGUUAAGUCAAGUUACUGUUUCAUCCCCGCCCCGUCCUCCGCUCCAAGUACCGCAGCCUCAGCCCCAAGUCCUGGCUGUGCCGCAGCUGCCACCACAAGUCCAGGUUCUCUCCCAGAUCCAGUCACAGGUUGUGGCUCAGAUACAGGCUCAGCAAGGUGGUGUGCCCCAGCAGAUCAAACUCCAGUUACCUGUUCAGAUUCAGCAAAGCAGCCCUGUGCAGACUCACCACAUUCAGAAUGUGGUUACAGUGCAGGCAGCCAGUGUGCAAGAGCAGUUGCAGAGGGUUCAGCAACUCAGGGAUCAGCAGCAAAAGAAGAAGCAGCAACAGAUAGAAAUUAAGCGGGAACACACCCUCCAAGCUUCUAAUCAAAGUGAAAUCAUUCAGAAACAGGUGGUGAUGAAGCAUAAUGCUGUAAUAGAACAUUUAAAACAGAAAAAGACCAUGACUCCAGCUGAAAGAGAAGAGAAUCAAAGAAUGAUUGUCUGUAACCAGGUGAUGAAGUAUAUUUUGGAUAAGAUAGAUAAAGAAGAAAAACAGGCAGCAAAAAAACGGAAGCGAGAAGAGAGUGUGGAACAGAAACGUAGCAAACAGAAUGCCAGCAAGCUCUCUGCACUGCUCUUCAAGCACAAAGAGCACCUCAAAGCUGAAAUACUGAAAAAGAGAGCGCUGCUAGACAAAGAUCUACAAAUUGAAGUGCAGGAAGAGCUCAAGAGGGACCUGAAAAUUAAGAAGGAAAAAGACAUGGUGCAGGCCGCAGCAGUAACUGCCACCUGCCCCGCAGCCCCACCUGCACCUCCGGCCCCUCCGCCUUCGCCUCCGCCUCCGCCUCCCCCCCAGCACCCGGGCCCCCUGGCCACGGCCACGACCACGCUGCCCGUGGCUUCCCAGAAAAGGAAGCGGGAAGAGGAGAGAGACUCCAAGUCCAAGAAGAAGAAAAUGAUCUCUACUACCUCAAAGGAAACUAAGAAGGACACAAAGCUUUAUUGUAUCUGUAAAACGCCUUACGAUGAAUCUAAGUUCUAUAUUGGCUGUGAUCUUUGUACUAACUGGUAUCAUGGAGAAUGUGUUGGCAUCACAGAAAAGGAGGCUAAGAAAAUGGAUGUGUACAUCUGUAAUGAUUGUAAACGGGCACAAGAGGGCAACAGUGAGGAAUUGUACUGUAUCUGCAGAACACCUUAUGAUGAGUCACAAUUUUAUAUUGGCUGUGAUCGGUGUCAGAAUUGGUACCAUGGGCGCUGCGUUGGCAUCUUGCAAAGUGAGGCAGAGCUCAUUGACGAGUAUGUCUGUCCACAGUGCCAGUCAACAGAGGAUGCCAUGACAGUGCUCACGCCGCUCACAGAGAAAGAUUACGAGGGUCUGAAGAGGGUGCUGCGAUCUUUACAGGCCCAUAAGAUGGCCUGGCCUUUCCUUGAACCAGUGGAUCCUAACGAUGCACCAGAUUAUUAUGGUGUUAUUAAGGAACCUAUGGACCUUGCCACUAUGGAAGAAAGAGUACAAAGAAGAUAUUAUGAGAAGCUGACGGAAUUUGUAGCAGAUAUGACCAAAAUUUUUGAUAAUUGUCGUUACUACAAUCCAAGUGACUCCCCUUUUUACCAGUGUGCAGAAGUUCUUGAAUCAUUCUUUGUACAGAAAUUGAAAGGAUUCAAGGCUAGCAGGUCUCAUAACAACAAACUGCAGUCUACAGCUUCUUAA
This is a messenger RNA of Rangifer tarandus platyrhynchus (Svalbard reindeer), 9501 nucleotides long. Lineage: Eukaryota; Metazoa; Chordata; Mammalia; Artiodactyla; Cervidae. The record is from the annotation of a GenBank genome assembly.